AGUCUUAACCGACCUGACCGGGCCCCUCUGCUGACCUGUGACCGGCUGCGUCAGCGCGCCGUGCUGGUGCUGAGCUGCGGCGCUGAGGUGCCGACGCGCUGGCCGCUGUCCCGCUGCGCGCUGCUCGUGCCGCUGCUGCCUCCCGCUGCCGCUGGUCCACUGGUACAGCGGUGCCGUGCCUCCUCAGUGGCUGUCCGCUGUCUGCCCGUGAGGCCCGACUGGGAGGCGCUGAGACACCCGGAGAGACACGUGCUCGUCUCCCCUCCCCCUGCACCGCCGCCGCCCGGACCCCCGCCGGCCGGCCAGCCGGUCUCGGUGGUGGCCUGUGCUUCUGCUGCCGAACGCUGGGGUCUGCGGCGUCUGGAGGAGCUCUCCGGUCACACUGUCACCGCCCACGUCAGAGAUUACAGCCGGCUGGUCGGGCUCUCUGCCGGCCCGUUCCCCGAUCUGGUGCUGGCCGCCGACUCCUGUCUGCUGGUGCGCUCCCUGGCCGACCUGGCGUCCCCCUCGGACGGCCAGCGGCUGGCGGCGGAGGUGCGCGCUCUGCAGCAACAGGCGGCGCUCUGCUGGCUGGGGUGGUGGGCCGCCGCCGCGCCGCCGCCGCCGCCGAUACCGACACCAUCUCUGGUCUCUAAGUCUCUUGUCUCUAAGUCUCUGUGUCUCUAA
Molecule: messenger RNA, 666 nt
Organism: Amphibalanus amphitrite
Lineage: Eukaryota; Metazoa; Arthropoda; Thecostraca; Balanomorpha; Balanidae
Exons: 4
Source: RefSeq, a predicted model, not a curated record